UAUGUCGACGUGGCCAUCCCCUGCAAUAACCGUGGCGCCCAGGCACUUGGCCUCAUGUUCUGGCUACUCGCACGCGAAGUCCGCUACCUCAAGGGACUCCUACCCCGCGCCGAAGCCUGGGAUGUCAUGCCCGACUUCUUCAUGCACCGUCUCACCAACGACGAUCGCAAGAAGGAUGACGGCAUCUCCGACGAUGACGAAGACGCUGAAUCCCAAGCCGAGGAUGCCGAAGCUCAAGUCGAGUAA
Molecule: messenger RNA, 246 nt
Organism: Gregarina niphandrodes
Lineage: Eukaryota; Apicomplexa; Conoidasida; Eugregarinorida; Gregarinidae
Product: putative 40S ribosomal protein SA
Exons: 1
Biological process (GO): ribosomal small subunit assembly; cytoplasmic translation
Cellular component (GO): cytosolic small ribosomal subunit; 90S preribosome
Molecular function (GO): structural constituent of ribosome
Source: RefSeq, a predicted model, not a curated record